Molecule: messenger RNA, 1888 nt
Organism: Stegastes partitus (bicolor damselfish)
Lineage: Eukaryota; Metazoa; Chordata; Actinopteri; Pomacentridae
Product: Alpha-1,3-mannosyl-glycoprotein 4-beta-N-acetylglucosaminyltransferase B-like
Exons: 15
Coding region: 1-1581 (526 amino acids)
Biological process (GO): protein N-linked glycosylation
Cellular component (GO): endoplasmic reticulum; Golgi stack; endoplasmic reticulum-Golgi intermediate compartment
Molecular function (GO): acetylglucosaminyltransferase activity
Source: RefSeq, a predicted model, not a curated record
AUGAAGCUUUUUCCGUUCAGGUUCGUCUGUCUGCUGGCGUUGGGCUGCUUCGUGUCGGUCAGCUGGAUCCGCUCGUUCCCCGGUGAUGAAGGUCCAGUGGCACCGCCGGACCUGCAGAUGCUGCACGAGCGCCUGGUUUUGGCCGAGGAGUUGGGAGGGAAGGUCAGCAAAGAUCUCAGCAGCGUCUUGGAGCAGCUGAGGAACAUGUCCAAAGCUGCCAACGGCAGCACGUCUGCAGAAGCAGUAAAGGAGCCUGCAGCUAAUUCCAGCUGGCAGCCAUUCCUCCAGCCCAACAUCUACCUCUACAUGCCCCACCUGAGGCAGCACCCAGACAGCCUUGUGCCGAACGUGCUGCUGGGACGAGGACGCCGCGGAGUGUCCAUCGUCGUGGGUAUUCCCACAGUGAAGCGUGAGAAGCAGAGCUACCUGGUCAACACUCUCAGCUCUUUGCUCUUCAGUCUGACGUCCUCGCAGCGCAGAGAUCUCCUCGUCGUCGUCUUCGUUGCUGAGACAAACUCUGACUAUGUGAACAGCAUCGGAGACACCAUCAGGAACAAUUUCCUGAAGGAGGUGCAGUCCGGACUGCUGGAGGUCGUCUCCCCGUCGCAGUUUUAUUACCCAGACUUCAGCAGCCUCGCAGAGACCUUCGGUGACUCCAAGGACAGAGUCAAAUGGCGAACAAAGCAGAACCUGGACUUCAGCUUCCUGAUGCUCUACGCUCAGGACAGAGGAACCUAUUAUGUUCAGUUAGAAGAUGAUGUUGUUGCAAAGGCAGGCUACUACAGCGACAUGAAGACCUUCGCCACCAGGGAGGAGUCCAAGCCGUGGCUCUACCUGGAGUUCUCCCAGCUGGGAUUCAUAGGCAAGAUGUUUCGGACCCGUGACCUCCCAAUGAUCGCUGAGUUCUUCCUGAUGUUCCACAGAGACAAACCCAUCGACUGGCUGUUAGACCACAUCCUGUGGGUGAAGGUGUGCAACCCGGAGAAAGACCAGAAACACUGUAAUGGACAGAAGGCGUUGCUCAAGCAGAGGUACAAGCCUUCCCUCUUCCAGCAUGUCGGCCUGCACUCCUCUCUGCCCGGAAAACUCCAGAUUCUCAAGGACAAGGACUUUGAGAAGCAGACUCUGUACCAGGCCCAUGAAAACCCAACUGCAGAGCUGAGCAGCAGCAUGAAGCACUACCAGCAGCACAGUCUGGACCGGCUUUACAGAGGACAAGACUUCUUCUGGGCACUGACACCCGUCCAGGGCGACUACGUCCUCCUCAGCUUCCCCCGACCGAUCCGCAUAUCUGGGUACCUGUUUCGCAGUGGAAAUAUAGAGACCGGCAGAGAUAAACUCUACAACACAACAGUGGAAGUUCUGGCCAGCAACGCGUCAGCCAGACACAAACUAGUCAUCGACUCGUCUUCACACUUUAAAGAAUCCGAUCAAGGCUUCAUCGUCAUCGGUAAAUUUGAAAAUGGAGUCGCUGAAGGUGAGAUUGAAGAAGCGCUGCAGCCGGUUUCUGCACUUCGCCUGGUGGUCCAGUCCAACUCCGACGUCUGGGCUGUUCUGAGUGAGGUUUUCAUCCAAGUUUAACGGAUAGCCUGUCCAGUGCUGCACCAGAGCAAACUGCUCCACCUGCUGGACAAAGACUUCCUCUACAGGGACUUCUUCAUGUGAGGAUUACCUGAAGUGCCUGGACCAGAGAUGACUGUGGUCUGAGCCGAAGGAGCUCCUGUGGUUAGUCUGGACCAAGAUGAAACACGCUGAACAUGGGACGGGCAUCUUUUCUUGUUGAGAACUGACCUGAAGGCGAAGUGACUGCACUCACCAACCAGAGCCACUCAGGAGUAACUUAUUGCACUAUCACAUUAUAUUUUUUGUAAUAAAUAAAGAAAAUAUG